AUGUCGCCUCCGUCUACCUCAGCUUCUUCUUCUUCUUCCACCACUGCUCGCAAUCGUCUCGCGUCACUCUCCGCUCAAAUCAUGGGUUCUGCCAGCCCGUCCGUCUUUUCCACCUCGGUGGUCCCUGCCGCCCCCGAGGAUGCGCUCUUUGGUCUGGCGCAGGCCUUCCGGAAUGACCCCUCCGAUAAGAAAGUCGAUCUGGUUAUCGGCGCCUAUCGUGAUGACAAUGCAAAGCCUUGGAUCCUCCCCGUCGUGAAAAAGGCCGGUGAUCUGAUUCGCAAUGAUCCCUCCAUCAACAACGAAUACCUCCCUAUCAAAGGUCUCCCUGAAUUCACCUCGGCCGCCCAGAAGGUGAUCCUGGGCGCUGACAGCCCUGCGAUCCGCGAACAACGAGUGGCCACGUUCCAAACCAUCUCCGGCACAGGAGCCGUCCAUCUGGGUGCCCUCUUCCUCGCCAAAUUCCACCCCGCGAACCCCAAGCCCACCAUCUACCUCUCCAACCCAACCUGGGCCAACCACAACCAGAUCUUCACCAAUGUCGGCCUCUCCCUCGCCACCUACCCCUACUUUGACGCUAAGACGAAAGGACUCAACUUCGAUGGCAUGCUGAAUGGCAUCCGUGAGGCCCCCGCUGGCUCCGUCAUCCUCCUCCACGCCUGCGCCCACAACCCGACCGGUGUCGACCUCACCCAAGACCAAUGGAAACAGCUUGCCGUCGUCAUGCGCGAGCGCCGCCACUUCCCCUUCUUUGAUACCGCAUACCAGGGCUUCGCCUCGGGCGACCUGAACCGCGACGCCUGGGCGGUGCGAUACUUCAUCGAGCAGGGCUUCGAGCUGUGUGUCGCGCAGUCCUUCGCGAAGAACUUCGGUCUGUACGGUCAGCGCGCGGGCGCGUUCCAUUUCGUCUCGGCGCCCGGCGCCGCCGCCAAGAACGAUAUCGCCAAUGUGGCCAGUCAACUGGCUAUCCUGCAGCGGUCGGAGAUUUCGAAUCCCCCGGCAUACGGUGCGCAAAUCGCCAGCCGCAUUCUGAACGACGCCACCUUGUUUGCUGAGUGGGAGGAAGACCUCCGGACCAUGAGUGGGCGCAUUGCGGAGAUGCGGAAAGGCCUGCGUGAGCGUCUAGAGGCCAAGGGCACGCCAGGCACAUGGAACCAUGUGACGGAUCAGAUCGGCAUGUUCAGUUUCACAGGCUUGACCGAAGCACAGGUCAAGUUGUUGCGGGAGAAGUGGCACAUCUAUAUGACCAAGAACGGCCGAAUCUCGAUGGCCGGCCUCAACACACAUAACAUCGACUACUUCGCAGAGGCAGUCGAUAGUGUCGUCCGGGAGACAUCGUAA
Aspergillus bombycis is the source of this 1338-nucleotide messenger RNA. Its product is annotated as aspartate aminotransferase. Bases 1 to 1338 code for a protein of 445 amino acids. Gene Ontology annotation, cellular component: cytosol. The record is from RefSeq and is a predicted model, not a curated record. Gene Ontology annotation, biological process: L-aspartate biosynthetic process. NCBI's taxonomy places the organism in Eukaryota, Fungi, Ascomycota, Eurotiomycetes, Eurotiales, Aspergillaceae. Gene Ontology annotation, molecular function: pyridoxal phosphate binding; L-aspartate:2-oxoglutarate transaminase activity. The transcript has 4 exons.